Tupaia belangeri chinensis (Chinese tree shrew) is the source of this 2355-nucleotide messenger RNA. It is a transcript of the gene TGM6, whose product is annotated as transglutaminase 6. Gene Ontology annotation, molecular function: protein-glutamine gamma-glutamyltransferase activity. Gene Ontology annotation, cellular component: cytoplasm. Bases 1 to 2355 code for a protein of 784 amino acids. NCBI's taxonomy places the organism in Eukaryota, Metazoa, Chordata, Mammalia, Scandentia, Tupaiidae. The transcript is spliced from 14 exons. The record is from RefSeq and is a predicted model, not a curated record. Gene Ontology annotation, biological process: peptide cross-linking.
AUGAACCAGACGUCCCCAACAUCUCCAUUCACGAAAAGUAAAAGAACUCCAGAAAAAUGGGAAUUUUCCAAGGCAGUUCAAGAGCCCUCACCUGCAAGUGGCAGCCUUAAAACCCAGAAGCCUCACGAGCCGUUUCACCAUCCAUCACAUGACCUCAAGCCAAGAGAUGACAAGCUUCCCAAAGAGGGCAAGCAGGGCAAGCGGAAGAACAAGGAGAGAUACCUGGGAGAUGAUGGCGAUGGGAUCAGAGUCACCAAAGUGGACUGGCAGAGGUCGAGGAAUGGCGCUGCCCACCACACCCAGGAGUACCCCUGCCUUGAGCUGGUGGUUCGCAGGGGCCAAUUGUUCAGCCUCACGCUGGAGCUGAGUGCAGCCAUGGACAGCGAGGAGACGUUCAUCUUCACGGUGGAGACAGGACCAGAAGCUUCCGAGGCCCUCCACACCAAAGCUGUUUUCCAGACAUCGGAGCUGGAGAUGAGCGAUACCUGGACAGCAGCGAAGGACACUCAGACAGAGAACACCGUGACGGUCAGCCUUGCCAGCCCUCCCGACGCUGUCAUUGGUCGUUACCUGCUGAGCACCAGGGUGUCUUCUCGCUGCAAACACCGUGACCGGAAGCUGGGCGAGUUUAUUCUCCUUUUCAACCCAUGGUGCCCAGAGGACGACGUGUUUCUGGCUUCAGAGGAGGAGAGACAGGAGUACGUGCUCAAUGACAGUGGCAUCAUCUUCCGAGGCGUGGAGAAGCGCAUCCGAGCCCAGGGCUGGAACUACGGGCAGUUUGAAGAGGACAUCCUGAACAUCUGCCUCUCCAUCUUGGACCGAAGCCCCAGCCACCAAGACAGCCCAGCCACUGAUGUGUCCUGCCGCCAUGACCCCAUCUAUGUCACCAGGAUCAUCAGUGCCAUGGUGAACAGCAAUGAUGACCGGGGUGUGGUGCAAGGCCAGUGGCAGGGCAAAUACGGUGGUGGCACCAGCCCACUGCACUGGCGUGGCAGCGUGGCCACCCUGCAGAAGUGGUUCAAGGGCAGGUCCAAGCCAGUCAAGUACGGCCAGUGCUGGGUCUUCGCUGGAGUCUUAUGCACAGUCCUUAGGUGCUUGGGGAUCGCAACACGGGUCGUGUCCAACUUCAACUCGGCCCAUGACACAGACAGGAACCUGAGUGUGGACAAAUAUGUGGACUCCUUCGGGCGGACCCUAGAGGACCUGACUGAAGACAGCAUGUGGAAUUUCCACGUCUGGAAUGAGAGCUGGUUUGCCCGGAAGGAUCUAGGCCCCUCUUACAAUGGCUGGCAGGUUCUGGAUGCCACUCCCCAGGAGGAAAGCGAAGGUGUGUUCCGGUGCGGCCCAGCCUCGGUCACCGCCAUCCGUGAGGGCGACGUGCACUUGGCCCACGACGGCCCCUUCGUGUUUGCGGAGGUCAAUGCAGACUAUGUCACCUGGCUGUGGAAUGAGGAUGAGAGCCGGGAGCGCGUGUACUCAGACACCAAGAAGAUUGGAAGAUGCAUCAGCACCAAGGCAGUGGGCAGCGACUCCCGUGUGGACAUCACCAGCCUCUACAAAUAUCCGGAAGGGUCCCGGAAGGAGAGGCAGGGGGAUAGCAAGGCUGUGAAGAAGCUGUUUAGUGUGGAAGCCUCUGGAAGGAGGACCCGGCUCCGCAGGGCGGGGGGCCGUGGUCUCUGGCGUGAUGACCUCCUGGAGCCAGCCACCAAGCCCAGCAUUACCGGCAAGUUCAAGGUGCUAGAGCCACCCAUGCUGGGCCAGGACCUGAAGCUGGCCUUGUGCUUGGCCAACCUCACCUCCCGGGCCCAGCGCAUCCGAGUCAACCUGAGCGGGGCCACCAUCCUCUACACCCGCAAGCCGGUGGCAGAGAUCCUACACGAAUCCCAUGCAGUGAGGCUGGGGCCGCAAGAAGAGAAGAAGAUCCCAAUUAUGAUAUCUUAUUCUCAGUAUAAAGAAGACCUGACAGAAGAUAAGAAGAUCCUGUUGGCUGCCAUGUGCCUUGUCACCAAAGGAGAGAAGCUCCUGGUGGAGAAGGACAUUACUCUGGAGGAUUUCAUCAUCAUCAAGGUGCUGGGCCCAGCCGUGGUGGGAGUGGUAGUUGCGGUGGAAGUGACGGUGGUCAACCCUCUCUUGGAGAAAGUGAAGGACUGUGUGCUGAUAGUGGAGGGAAGCGGCCUUCUUCGAGGACAACUCAGCUUAGACGUGCCCAGCCUGGAGCCUCAGGAGAGGGCCUCGGUCCAGUUUGACAUCACCCCCUCCAAAAGUGGCCCAAGACAACUACAAGUAGACCUCGUCAGCUCCCACUUCCCGGACAUCAAGGGCUUCGUGGUCAUCCAUGUGGCCACAGCCAAGUGA